AUGAAGAAAUAGUUGACUAAUUCUAGGGUCAAUUUUGAGGGCCAUUAAGGGUCAAUUAGAGAGAUAAUAACAUUGUUUGAAAAAGGGUCAAUUUACAAAGGAAAUAGUUGACUAAUAUAAGUGUCAAUUUAGGAGGAUCAUUAAGGGUCAAUUGAGAUAUGAUAGUGUUGUUUGAUUGAUGGUCAAUUUACAAGGAAAAUAAUUGACUAAUUCUAUGGAUCAAUUUACAAGGGUCAUUAAGGGUCAACUAGAGAUAUAAUAGCAUUGCUUGAACAAGAGUCCAAUUUACAAGGGAAAUAAUUAAUUAAUUUUAGGGGUCAAUUGACAAGGGUCAUUAGGGGUCAAUUGGAGCAAUUAUAACAUUGUCUGAUUGAAGAUUAAUUUACAAGGGAAAUAGUUGACUAAUUAUAGGUGUCAAUUUACCAGGGUCAUUAAGGGUCGAAUAGAGAGAUAACAUCAUUAUUUGAAUAAUGGUCAAUUGAUGAAGGAAAUAGUUGACUAAUUUUAGGAUCAAUUUACAAGGGUCAUUAGGGGUCAAUUGGAGAGAUAACAUCAUUAUUUGAACAAUGGUCAAUUGAUGAAGGAAAUAGUUUAUUAAUUUUAGGAUCAAUUUACAAAGGUCAUAAAGGUUCAAUUGGAGAGAAAACAUCAUUAUUUGAACAAUGGUCAAUUGAUAAAGGAAGUAGUUGACUAAUUGUACGAUCAAUUUACACAUUAAGGGUCAAUUGGAGAGAUAACAUCAGUAUUUGAACUGUCAAUAUAUAAAAGAAAUAGUUGACUAAUUAUAGGUGUCAAUUUACUAGGGUCAUUAAGGGUCAAAUAGAGAGAUAACAUCAUUAUUUGAACAAUGGUCAAUUGAUGAAGGAAAUAGUUGACUAAUUUUAGGAUCAAUUUACAAGGGUCAUUAAGGGUCAAUUGGAGAGAUAACAUCAUUAUUUGAACAAUGGUCAAUUGAUAAAAGAAGUAGUUGACUAAUUGUAUGAUCAAUUUACACAUUAAGGGUCAACUAGAGAGAUAACAUCAGUAUUUGAAAACUGUUAAUAUAUAAAGGAAAUAGUUGACUAAUUAUAGGUGUCAAUUUACAAGGGUCAUUAACGAUCAACAACAAUUACAAUGACAGUUCUAAGAAUUUUACACUCUUUCCCGUAAGUCAAUGAUUUGAGAGAUGCUAUUAACAAAAUAAAAUUAAAAUAACUUGGGAUUUCCUUAAUUCAAAAAUUGGUGAGGGGUUUCAUGAAAAUAAAACACAUGAAAGUUAUUCACAUGGCAGUUCGAAAAAGGGUAUGAAAACAAUAUUUUAAUAUUUAAGGGAGUUUUUAUAAAGACCAAAAUGUGGCAGUGAGCUUAGCUUAUCACAUGAGACUCUGCCGCAGCAUCUCGACGUGUGGCCAGAAUCCACCUCCCCGGCCGACGUGGAUGCGGUAACGAGCGCCACCACCACAUGUCCGGCUCUGCUUUCAUCCACUGCGGCGUCGAUCACAGAUCGAUCAUGGGUAAGCGCUAAGGGUCGCUGCUCCUGUGGGGCCAUCUGGGCCCCCUCUCUCUCUUCUUCUCUCUCUCUCCGGAAUAUUCGGCGGAGGAAGCACCGCCGUCGAACCAGUCGGGGGGGGCCUACAACCUGA
This is a messenger RNA of Spirodela intermedia, 1622 nucleotides long. Lineage: Eukaryota; Viridiplantae; Streptophyta; Magnoliopsida; Alismatales; Araceae. The record is from the annotation of a GenBank genome assembly.